Molecule: messenger RNA, 1406 nt
Organism: Corvus hawaiiensis (hawaiian crow)
Lineage: Eukaryota; Metazoa; Chordata; Aves; Passeriformes; Corvidae
Gene: UBE2I
Product: ubiquitin conjugating enzyme E2 I
Exons: 7
Coding region: 237-809 (190 amino acids)
Biological process (GO): protein sumoylation
Cellular component (GO): nucleus
Molecular function (GO): SUMO conjugating enzyme activity
Source: RefSeq, a predicted model, not a curated record
UUGGCCGUCGAACACCUCGCCCAUCGUCGCGCGGCAUCUUCUGUUGUUUAACGUGCGACUCCGGUCGCCGCUCGGCCUCUUCUAUGGUUCUCUGGCCGCAAGCAGAGGAGACUUUCUGUUCUAGUCUCGAGUUAGCGUUCUUUGAUUUAGAGCUCAGACCGUGGCUUUCUCCACCCUUCUGAAAAUUAAAGAUUGUAUAGUUCGGGGGCAGACUAUUCCGAUAAUAAUUUCUUCCUAUGUCGGUAUUUAACCUGCAAAGUAAAAAUGCGAGGCUAGCCGUCCUAACGUUUUGGGGUUUUUUUCUUGCUGCUUGGAAUCAAGGGACUCUGAAUAUGUCUGGCAUAGCUCUUAGCAGACUUGCACAGGAGAGAAAAGCCUGGAGAAAAGAUCAUCCAUUUGGAUUUGUAGCAGUACCUACAAAAAAUCCAGAUGGCACAAUGAAUCUAAUGAACUGGGAGUGUGCUAUUCCAGGAAAGAAAGGGACACCGUGGGAAGGAGGCUUAUUUAAACUACGGAUGCUUUUCAAGGAUGACUACCCUUCUUCACCCCCAAAAUGUAAAUUUGAACCACCGUUAUUCCACCCAAACGUGUAUCCUUCAGGCACCGUGUGUCUCUCCAUCUUAGAGGAGGAUAAAGACUGGCGGCCAGCAAUCACAAUUAAACAGAUCUUGUUAGGAAUACAAGAACUUCUAAAUGAACCAAAUAUUCAAGACCCAGCUCAAGCAGAGGCUUACACAAUUUACUGCCAAAACAGAGUGGAAUAUGAAAAGAGGGUUCGAGCACAAGCCAAGAAGUUUGCACCAUCAUAAGCAUUUGUCAUGCAGCAUCUUAAAAAGGAAGGGAUUGGUUUGGCAAGAACUUGUUUACAAAACUUUUACAAAAUCUAAUGUUGCUAUGUACAAUUAAUAUCCACAUAAGGGGAGGGGGUUGUAUGUGUGCCAUUUUCCAUAUUCGCCAGUUGUAUACAGUUCUAAAUUUGCUGAAUUGCCCCCAGUUUUUUCAUACAGGGUCUCUUCCUUCAGUCUUUUGUAUUUUUGAUUGUUAUGUAAAACUUGCUUUUAUUUUAAUAUUGAUGUCAGUAUUUCAACUGCUGUAAAAUUAUAAACUUUUAUACUUCUAUAAAUUCACUAGUAUCUCUAGUUACUUUGCUAUCUGAUGCAGGCAUGCUUUAAAAUGUUAGAACUAUAUUUAGCCUCUAGCUGGCUGUAUGAAAAAAAAUCAUGCCCUCCACCCCCUUCCCUCCCUGAAUUUGUUUUUUCUAUCUUUCAGAAACUAGGUUGUUAUUGCUUAAGAGCCUCUGAGAUCCAAAGUUAGCCAGCAUCCUUAUUCUGCAUCACUUUCUUUGUGUUUAUAUGGCAUUCUGUCUGUGUUGCUGUUUAGAGUAAAUAAACUGUUUAUAUAAAGGG